CUUGAUUCAUUCCAAUCGUUUGUUUAUCGAACUUGUUUCAUUUUGAAGAAUACACAAUUUACCAGAAUAUUUUCGCGUUAUCGUGAAGAAUCUUUUCCUGGUUAAAUAUUAGAAAGUGUACAAUAUAUUUCCUCGUCAGCGGUUUUUCUCUUACUCCAAUCGAAGAAUCUCGCUACGUGGAACAUGAGCGCAAAUUUGUGGCCAUCCUGUAGAUUCCUGUUCUUUUUUUACUUGUGUCUUUUUACACUUUCCUUUAUUCCGCUCAUUACUUGCAUUACUGCUUCAAUUACUACUUCUAAAUGCAAAACAAGAAACGUCGGACCGAGAUGAUUAAGCGAACCUUGGCAAAGUUUAAUUAACAAAUUUGCUCGUUUGAAACGUACUUUUUUCCGCAUUUACAACAAAUGAGUGCACCAAUGUUCAAACGAGCUUGGAGAGAAAGAAGAAAGGAAAAAAGAAACGGCGACUGAAGAUGAAGAGCCAGCUGUAAGAUUUUUUUUUCAACGUCCAUCAUUUAUGCAAUCGCCUUUUGUAGAUCUUCUAAGAGGGGGCACCUCUCUUGCAGACCCCAGGAAUGGCGUGCAUAAUAAACUAAUACGGCACUGCGACCAGUACAAAAUGGUCGACGUGCCUUGGUCGUGUCGUUGACGGUGGGCCUGCGUUACCAGCACCAGCCCGUGCUAUUGAACCGAGUCCCGUAUCGGAGACGAGACGGAGUAAAUAACGCCCGUGAAACGUGCGCGGACGCAGCUAAAUGGCGCGAUAGAACCGCACCGCCUCUCUCCGGGGUGAGACUUCUCCGACUGUUUGCAGUCUACGUGCGGUCGUCGAGGAAGAUCGAGAACGAGCGAGGGACGUGAGGAGCGAUGGAGAAGCGGCAGGAGGUGCUCGCCCCGUUUUCCUCCGACGAGUGUCCGAACAGCGGCGAGGAUAGCGAGGAGGAUGUAAUAACCGAUUACCUUGGCUCAUCGCACUCCGACUGCGAUCGCGUACCACCAAUCAUUAAUGGAGAUCUGCGCGGCCUGAGUUUGCACGGCAGCAUAGUCACGGGGAUUGGCUACAUCACCAAAGACAAUACCGAUAAAGCGUCGAUCGUCAUGUCCGAGAGCGGCGAGGAACAGCAGUACCAGCGGCAGCAACAACAGCAGCAACAACAUCCGUUGCUCGCACUCGGCACUAAUAUACAAACCCAGCCUAAUCCUCUGGUACCCAUCAUUAGCGUCACACCGCAUUCACCUGGUCUGGCGAAGAACUAUCCGGUUCUAGAAGAGAACUUGCAACAGCUGCACGAGAUCCACGAUUGCAUUCAGCGUAUGCGAGACCUUACGUUGGGCACCUUGGGGUACCACAUUCGCGUGUCCAACAACUCCGACGCUCCGCAAAGAUUGACUUCCUCCUGCCCGUCCCUGUGUCCGCUGAUCACCGCCGAGCUCGCGUCUCGUUCCGGUAACAAUCAUCACCAUGACACUGGAUCCGAUCCAGAUCUCUUUCUCGCCAAUUGCUCCACCAACAGUUCCCCGACGCAUUUCCCGACGGCGGGCAGUCGCGCCCGCACGCAACAGUCGCAGAGUAUAGACAGGCGACGCAGCUGGACCGGAGAUCUGGAAGAUCUGGAGGAGAGCCGGCGUGGUAACCGUCGAUAUUCUCAGAAUCAUCUGCAGGCCCAAAAUAUGGUUAAUAUCGUCCGUUUUUUGUUGAAACCAGGGCACGAUCCGAUCUCGCGACAACGCAGCAUUAGUUUAAGUAGCCUAGACAGCGAAAACGAGCUAGAAUUAGAUGGAAAACCGUGUGCUGGACCGGUAAGCGUAGGCAAUCGGGCAUGCAGGUCACAAACGAGCACUCACUCGCUGAACGAAGCUGAUCUUGUACAGAGUGAAUAUCAGAAGAUAGUCACAAAGAGGGGUAGUCAGAGAUUAGCAGAAAGUAGCAGUUUAAUGCCAGGACUGACUGGUUCGCGUUUACCUCUUCAGAAAUCCAUAUCGACGCCCUCGAUCGUUACACCGCAAGUUCACGCACAUUUAGCCGAAACCGGAACUCGGACGACGCCUUCACUCGCAGCCCGUGAAAGAAACGAAAAGGGUAGCGGGAGUGAGACAGAAACUGAGGAUCUUCAUACAUCACACAGCCACGAAUUCCACGAAGAACGGGAGGGCACUCCGAGUGUCCAGAUAUGCCUUGACGAGCUUUUGACCGAUGGUACUGCAUACGAUGAUCAUCAUUCCGAAAAGACUAGAAGGAAGCGCGGUUCCAUCUUCUUUCGCAAAAAGAAGGAUAAAAGCGGCAAAAAGAGUCAUCUGUGGGUAACGUUGACGAUAGGCUCUCAAGGAAGCCUACUGUGUGACGUUUGUAUGAAACAUUCGACGAAUAAGCCGCUCCUUCAUUGCGAUAUUUGCGGAGCAUCCGUUCAUCAAAGCCAAAGCUGCAAGGAUCAAUUGAUGCUGGAAUGCAUCAAGUCUAAACAUCACUCCAGCAAAUCCACAUCAAAAUCUUUAUCGAGCGUUUCCACAAUUUCAAGUAAUAACAGCAUUAACAAACGUGGUUCCACAACAUCGUUGCCUCUGCCAGCGUCAUCCGGAAGCGGAAGGGAAAUUAACAGCCACAAGAAAACCAUGUCAAGCUACAGCCCUUGGCGGCGAGUCGCUACUAAGCUUGGAGUCAAUCAAACGAUAAACGAAGAGAAAGAUGGCGAGGGCGGGCAACAUCGUGAUCUUCCCAGUGGAUGGGAAGAAUUUGAUUUCGGUGAUGACGUUCAUCAAUUCACCGUAGACGAUCUCGACGAUAUAGAUCCCGACUUAACGUUGGGAAAGGAAGAACACGAUUCCUGGAGCUCCGCGAUCGGCCGUAACAUUGCUCUGCGCCUCGUCGAUCAUUGCGAGCGCGAGGUGAAAAGACAGGAACAUAUAUAUGAGUUCGUGCUCACGGAGAAACACCAUUGCUUGGUGCUGCUCGCGAUGGAAAAGAUUUUUGCGGAAGGACUGCGACGGCACUUUCGUCUCGGUCAGCCGGAUCUUGAGCGUAUGUUUCCCCGAUUGCGGGAUCUGAUCGACAUCCAUCUACGAUUUCUACAAAAACUGCGGAAACGCCAGAACGCCAAUCCCGUGGUCUCUACGAUCGUCGAUAUUCUAAUCGAGCAGUUCUCAGGCGAUAACGCGCAACGCAUGAAAAGCGCAUACGGAGAAUUUUGUAGUCGUCAUCGGGAUGCCGUCGAGACAUACAAAUAUUAUUUGCGUAACGAUCCUCGCUUCGCCCGCUUCGUACGAUAUUGUCAGACGAAUCCCUUAUUGAAAAAGAAAGGUAUACCUGAAUGUAUACUUUUUGUUACUCAACGUUUGACAAAGUAUCCAUUACUGAUCGAGCCACUCAUCAAAACCAGCACUGUGCAAGACGAAGGUGAAGAUUUACGUAAAGCACUGAUCCUCGUUAAAGAGAUCUUAGCUGAUGUAGACGCCUGCGUAGCCGAUAAGGAGCGAGAAGAUAGAAAAUUAGAGAUAUACAAUAAGAUUGAUGCGAAGUCAUUCGUGACAUAUCGUGGUGCCAAAUUUAAAAAGUCGGAUAUAAUCAACAGAAUCUUGAAGUUUGAGGGCACUGCAUACUUGAUGCAAGGUCGUGGAAAAAUGAUUGCCAUCGUAGUGGUCGUUCUCUCAGACAUAUUGUUUUUCUUGGCUGAGAGGGAUCAGAAAUACGCGUUCUUCGUGCCUGACAAUAAAGCCGGUAUAGUGUCGUUACAGAAACUGUUAGUUCGCGAAAAAGCUCGUCAAGAAUCUAGUAUUUAUCUGAUAAGCAGCAAUCCGGCUGAACCUGAGAUGUUUGAACUAAAGAUUCAGAAACCAAAGGAUAAGCAAUUAUGGAUACAAGCUAUUCGAUCGGCAGUCGAAGCUUGCCCACAAGAAUCUGAGAAUGAGACUGAAGCGCUGAUGGAAAAUAGUAAUGAAUUACGGGACAUUCGUUCCUCUUCGAUCUCGUUGGCUUCUGUUGAAGAAAAGCAACGUAUCGCCAAAGCUAAGGAAUCACAUAUACUUAGAAUUGUCGACGAAUUGCGAAAAAAAGAUACCGAGCAGGCGCUGCUGUUUGAAGACAAGAUCAAUUUGCAAAUGCGACUUUUACAAGCCGCAAACAUUUGGAGCGGGAACGAGAGUGACAAUGAAAGAAUCGAGAAACUUGAGAAAGAAGGCGCCGAUUAUACUCGAUUGGUGCAUAAUGAGAGGACUGAUACCACUCAAUUAUGGCAAGAGGUAUUUGUAGCCGUACAAGAAGCGACACGUCUCGCUAGCUCAUUAUCGUUCAGCGCGGGUGGUGCUAAUUUAUCGAGAAGUUUAAGUUCUGCCGGUGAACGUCACAGUGAAGCUUACGUUCCACCGGCUCUUUGUGUGCCUCGAAGAGCCGAAACUUUCGCCGGUUUUGAUCACAAUAAGGAGAGGUAUCCGCUGCGUGAUCCAAACGCAUUGCACGCCGUAAUUCCCGUUCCGAAACUUGGCGAGUUACCGAAAGAAAAUCCCGAUGAGAAGGAAGAAUUGGAGACGAACAAGGAUCAGCAGUGGGCGGCAAUACGUUUGUCUCAUCAUGUUUAUACGUUGCUUUGUAUAAUAAGCAGUCAGAUGACGACAAUUGACAGCCUACAGGCGCAAUUGGCCGCGUGUAAGGAUGGCGGCACGGGUAAAUCGUCCAAUAAUCGUCCAAAUCCGAAUCGUCAGUUAGAAGAGCUGCGAAAUCUGCAGGAUCAGCUCUGUCGAGAGAAAGCGGCGUUUCGCGCUGCCUCUCAGCAGGAAAAAAUCCAAUUGGAGGAAGAACGGGCCGAGCUGGCCCGACAAAGAGAACAACUGGCUGCAGAACAGCGAGAUGUGACACAGCAACGAGAUCAAUUGUAUCGACGGCUCGAAGCGUUGGACCGACAGGGCAUCACGUUGGUCGGAAGUUCCACAACCGGCUCGAUUCAUCUAUCGCAUUUGACGCAAAACACUGACACGAUGCAAAGCACACGCGGCAAAGCGCAACCCGAAGCCAAACGCAUCCCCCUAAAUCUGAUUAGCGCGACAAAUCAGCAAAAAGUUCAAAGCAACUUGCCGGUCAAACAACAAUUACCGCUAAAGCUUGCUAGUGGGAGUAACAACAAUACAAGAAGUAGUAGUACCACGAGUAAUAACAGUCCAGAUCGACACUCUAGAACGGGCAGUAGUCCGGCGAUCGUCACCAGCUCUGCGUAUUCUUCGCCGGAGCUCGGAAAUAGCCAUCAUCACGGAAUCAGCAGCGGGAGUCACACGUACUCGUCGAAUCGAUCACUUCGAAUCACUCGCUCUCCGCCCGAAGUUUCGUAUGCGCAGCAACAACAACAGCAGCAACGAAGCGCAGAGCAACAAUCGCAGCAGCAACAACAGCAACCGCUGGAGGAAGAGGUGAUUUUUUUCUGACGAUUCUUCCGAUUCGGUCGCAAGCACUCAUCACGUUCGUCGCGCGCCGCUGCUGCUACUGGUGGUACAACCACGCCAACCUCCACGCCAACACCGUCGCCGCGCAGCCAGUCGCGGAACAGUCAGCCCCGAAGUCGCGUUAAGUCCUUUUGACUUUCGACAUAAACUUCUUACGGUAAUGCAGUCUAUACUUUAUCCGGUGCUUUGCGGAUACAAGCUUUUGAAAUCUCAUCGUAAUUUCUUAUCAUUUUGCGUCCUUCUUCUUUUAUUGUUUCUCGUGUUUCAUUUUUUUUCUCAUUACUUUGAUCGUCUUACGACAGCAUCUUCUACAUGCAUCUUUUUAUUUCACAUCCGUUGAGAUUAUACUUGAGUGCAAUACGAGAAUUUAUCUUACCCUCACAUCACAAUGAUACUAUCAUUAAUAAAUCCGAAUAAUUAGCCUCGGUAAAGUUGGGAGAAGAAAAAAAAAUAAUAAUUGUUACGUUCCAACUGCUACAACUGAUGGCAAUAAUAUAAUUUUUAUGUCAAAUUUCAUGAAAUUACCUUGACGAAAGAAAUAUACGUUAAGAAUAAAAUCCAAUUUCUAUUAAGAGUUAUGCAUAAUAAUCAGAAGUGCUCGUGGGAGACAAAGAGAGAGAGAAAGAAAAAAGUAUUAAUGGCCGGCGAAUAGCAAAGUAGAUCUGCCGAUCUUGUUAAAGUCUUGCUCGUUAUGUUAUUAAGCCGACUGACAAUUUUAGAAACACAAGAUUUUAGACGAAUCUUUUAAGCAAACCUGUUGCUGCUUGCUGAAAUAUGCAAGAUAGAUGAAUACAUAUAUAUAUUAUGGUUACAUAUACAUUGAAUGUGUACAUAUAUACUUUUUCAUGAGUGUGUAUGUGUAAUUGAUUAUGAAUGAAAAGACGAAUGUACGCGUGUGGUAUGUGUUUCUUUUCACACAUACACGCAUAUCUGAGUUAUCUUUGUGAAUGCACGCUGUUGUGAAUGUGAGAGAACGAUGGCUAUUCUUAUAUCAUAACUAUUAAAGUAUUUUAAUGCUAAAGCGACGUAAGAUUUAUCAUCAACGAUAAUGAAUUAUCAUCAUUACUAUUGUUACGUGUGCCAAGCUACUGUCGCAAAUCGAAAUUAAUACUGCAUUUUAUUUUUGACCAAAAUUAUUUGUUCCAGAAAUAAUUCCGUUCGUCAAGAGCACACGAUAUACACUUGGUAUUUUCUCCACUGAAAUACCGAAAUAGGAAUAUAUAUAUAAAAAAAUAGCGGGAGGAAUUCAUAUAUCUGGUAUUUCGUUUCGAGAUUAUUCACUGCCAUUAUAUUGUUAUUCUUUAUCGAGUGUUCUUUUUCUUAUAUUAUUUCUACAAAUUGUACACUAUUUAUUGUGUUGCUUAAGAUUAAUAAUUAAAGUUUCUAUACGAAACUACGUAAAAUGUGGAAACUGGGAAAGUUUGUUGUACAAGAAUCGCGUAACGAAUAUCCCAUCGUUCCGAAUUCGCAUCUUUUCGCGGAUCUUGUAAUCCCCCCUUGUCUGACAUAUUUUAUUUAUACAUGUAUCAUGCUUAUCAACGAAGAAAGUUUUUAAAUAGGAAUUUUUUAAUCAUAUAAGGUACUGUAUGUCGGAGCUGAUUUACUAUUCUGUAUGUAAAUUGCAAACGAUACGGUACGUGUAUUUAGCAUUUAUAUUAAUGAAAAUCAUCUCAUCGAAUCAAAUCAUUCUUAUCUUUCAAAUUUGAAAAGGACAAUUCUGUACGCGAAAAUUCCAUUAAUACGUAAAAUAUAUUGUUAUGAUGAUUGUCAAUAUGCAUCCGAAUUAUGGAUUCCUAUACUAUUCGGUUUACAAACGGUCAUAGUUAAAUAACGCUGUGUAAAUAUACAUUCCUUAACAGAUAAGACUGGCAUGCAAUAUGAUUGAAUUGACGAAGGCUAGAUAGAGGGUUGAUCAUUGUAAUAGAUCGACGAUAAGAAAAAAAACGACUAAUGAAUUGACCUCGUUAAGGAAAUUUAAGUAAUAAUACUAUCAACUGCUCGCGUCUCAAUCAAUCGUGUGGUGACAAUAGAUCUUAAAAGUAUUCCAUAAGAUAUGCUGAAUUACGCGAGAGAAAAGAAAAAAAAAGAGAAAAAAAGCACAUAAGAGCGAUAACUUAUUAUAUACGAAUCUAUACCUACUAUUACUUACUAUCUACUGCGAUGCCGAGCUAAAUAAAAGCUCAAACUCAGACUAUUAUUGCGAUUAGCUGUUACAGUAUCUGCCACGGGUGACUUCAUAUUGUGAGUAACAUAUAAAUUCAAAAUUGUACAACUAGUAGCAUUCACAACACUCACUAGAGAGAAAAGAAAAAAUCGGAAAAUUUCAAAUUGAUUUUCAAAACUAAAUUGAAAUGUCUGUAAUCGAUUUAAGAAAACAUUUUACACACUCGCGGUGCAAAAGCCACGAUGCGAUAAAGCGAAUCAACGAUAUCGCAUGCUAUGCAAUCAAAUUUUGUGUCUUUCGAUGUGAAAAGUGAUUAUAAAAAAAAUGAUUUAUUCUUAAUGACAUAAAUAAAUAAAUGAAUGAAGUCACAUAUGCAAUCUCCCGUGGGAUGACACGCAUUGAAGAAUCAAAUCGGCAACAGCUAAGGAUUAGCGCGACGGCCUACGCGCGCCUAUCUUGUGGCGUUUUCUAUCUUUUUUUUUCCUAGGAUAAUGUCACGCGGAUAGUGACGCACAGUUUGAAAAGAUUAUAUAUAUAUAUAUAUACACAUAUAUACACAGGGUAUUCGGAAAAUCACCCGCAGUACUUCGGAAAGUGAUUUUCUAAACCCAAAAAGAAGGAAAAAAAGCUAUAUAAAUGUAGGAAAUAAAUUACCGAGUUAUAGCCACUUUUACGUUAAAAAAAAAAUCUUAAUUUAUAA
Molecule: messenger RNA, 8287 nt
Organism: Camponotus floridanus (Florida carpenter ant)
Lineage: Eukaryota; Metazoa; Arthropoda; Insecta; Hymenoptera; Formicidae
Gene: cyst
Product: rho guanine nucleotide exchange factor 18
Exons: 21
Coding region: 867-5405 (1512 amino acids)
Biological process (GO): regulation of Rho protein signal transduction
Molecular function (GO): guanyl-nucleotide exchange factor activity
Source: RefSeq, a predicted model, not a curated record